Cercospora beticola is the source of this 1551-nucleotide messenger RNA. RefSeq names its product acyltransferase family protein. Gene Ontology annotation, cellular component: membrane. The record is from RefSeq and is a predicted model, not a curated record. Gene Ontology annotation, molecular function: acyltransferase activity, transferring groups other than amino-acyl groups. NCBI's taxonomy places the organism in Eukaryota, Fungi, Ascomycota, Dothideomycetes, Mycosphaerellales, Mycosphaerellaceae. Gene Ontology annotation, biological process: polysaccharide biosynthetic process.
AUGCGAUCACGGACGUCUUCUAGUCUCAAUGGUGUAGAUUGGAGGCCAUGUACUACAUCAGAUACCGAAAAGUCUGGAUCAGACACAAUAAACACUGAACAUACCUGGAGCACGGUUAUUGCAAGUUCACUACAAUACCUGAUGCGGAUCAUCAAGCCCUCACACUACCUUCAAUUGUCAUCCAAUUCGCAGCCGACAGAUGCCAAAACUCCAACACGGCCAGUCUCAAGGACCGCCUCCUACGAUGGUCUUCGAGGCAUAGCAUGCCUGAUCGUGUUCAAUUUCCACUUCCUCUACCCAUACACCGACACCUCGAAACAUGGCUGGGGAGCGGACAAGUGGAAUAUCUACAUCCAUCAAUGGCCAUUUAUCUGUCUCUUAGUCCGCGGACGGGCUAUGGUGACACUUUUCUUCGCAGUCUCCGGAUAUGUCCUGAGCUAUGGCUUUCUCAAGGCGAUGAGAGACAGGCAAGCCGACAAAGCCUUCUCGCGAAUGGCAUCUCUUGCAGUUAGGCGCUGGAUUCGCUUGUAUUUGCCGGCGACUAUAACCACGGGCAUGGUCUGCGUGACUGCAUAUUGGGGAGCUUUUGACGCAGGCCGCAAAUUCCAGAAGACGCCGCUCUUGACAGGGACGCCGGAAGAGCACCCUCCGCGGAAGAUGAGCUGGGAUGCUCAGUGGGCCGAUUACUGUAUUAUGUGGUGGAGGUGGUCUAAUCCUUUUGAUUGGAAUUUCCACUGGGAGAAUUACGAUCCGCAUACCUGGACGAUACCCGCGGAGUUCAGAUGCUCGAUGGUGCUGUUCAUUUUGUUAUUGGCUGGUGCCGGCCUCAAGCAACGAUGGAGACUUGGAAUGAUCUUUGUGGUCACAGCUGCUGCUUUGCGCUAUGCCAGAUGGGAUGUGGCGACUUUUACUGGAGGCGCCUUGGUUGCUGAUAUUCAUCAGGCUGUCUCGCAUCGAAAACAGGAAGAGAGUCCCGAGCUUCCAACGACCGAAAGCGAUCCUGAAGACGAGUCGCCGUGCUGUGAGUCUACGACCGGCCUGAAAUGGCUCAUCUUCUUCAUAGCACUAUACGUGCUCUCUUUCCCUGACAACAAAGCUCGAAAGACUCCUGGAUUCAAAACUAUGGCAUAUUAUGUUCCAGCCAACUACUGGGACAAACAAUUCUUUUGGCACGCCAUGGCCUCCAGCGUUAUCCUCUGGUCAGUCGAGCAGCUUCCUGCAAUCCAGGAUAUCCUAAGUUCCGCGAUUCCACAAUACCUCGGAAGAGUCUCGUUUGCAUUCUAUCUGUGCCAUGGACCUUUACUGCACUCAAUAGGAUUCGCUAUGCAGCCAAAGAUCUGGAAGUUCUUUGGGCAUAAAACGCUUCCCAUGUGGUGUUUCGGGUUGGCGGUGGGUUGGACGAUCAUGCUGGCGCUUUCGCUAUGCACUGCGCAUUUGUUCUAUCGAUUUGUUGAUAUGCCACUUGUGAGAGCGACGAGAUGGUUGGAGAAUUGUGCGAGAGAUAAAAUGGCAUUUAAGCCUUUGAGGGAGGAAGAGAAGCAUGCAAGUUAA